Molecule: messenger RNA, 771 nt
Organism: Aspergillus brunneoviolaceus CBS 621.78
Lineage: Eukaryota; Fungi; Ascomycota; Eurotiomycetes; Eurotiales; Aspergillaceae
Exons: 2
Source: RefSeq, a predicted model, not a curated record
AUGGCCAACCAAACCCCAUACUUCUUCUUCGCGCCCACGUGGGACUACCCGCCGCCGCCCGCCGGGCCCAUCCAGCUGGGCAACGUGCUCACCUCGCUGCACAAACCCGACCAGCCCCUCUUCACCGCAUCCCUGCCCGCCGAAUCCGAGGUCUUUGCCUCCGACAAGACCGGUGUGACCUUCUCGCGCGAGCGCCUGCGGGCUGGGAAAUUCGGGAUCCUCACGCAAUUUCUCUCGUUCUUGGGGGUGGGGGUUGAUGUUAGAGGUGGUUGGGAGAGAAGCGACGAGGAGACCUUCCGUUUCGAGACCAUCACCACCUCGCAAUUCGUGCCCCGUCCUAGCUACGUCCAAGAGAAAUGCAUCGAUGCCUCCCCUGUGGUGCAGCGGUGGCUCGAGCGAUCCCGCUACAGGAAGCCGCUGUAUCUCAUCGUGGGGUUGAAGGUGGUCCACGGGGCGAAGGCGGGCCGGUCGCGGACCGGGCGGGAGAUCAGCGGCAAUCUGGCGGCCACCGUGGACGGCACGGUGUGGAGUGGCGGCGUGGUUCCGGUGGCUGGGGGCCCGGAGUUUGAACUCACCCGGUCCAAGAAGGUGGGUAUGGACUGGGAGAACGGGGGGGAUUUCGUUCUAGCAUUUCGUGUCAAAAGGAUCAAGGUGGCAAGGAAGACGAACGAGGUGCGCGAGGUGGAGGAUUAUGGCAAAGGCGCCAUGCUGGGGAAUGAGCCCGCAGUACUGGGAGGACCGCGGGGUAUUCUUGUUCUUGAGGAGGACGAG